AUGGAAGAUAGUGGAAUUGAUAGUGAUCCAAAGACCACUAGUCAUAUAGAAGAUGAAAGACUUUUUUUGGGAAGCGAUAGCAGUUGUAGCAGCAAUCAGACACAGACAUCUCAGCAUAAUUCUACCACUAAACAGUUACAAAGAAAGCUUGAAGCACGAAUUGAGCAAGCUAAACGUAUUCAACGUAGUUCAGAUUACGUAAAGUUGCCAAAGUAUGAUAAAAGUUGUGGGAGUGGUAGUAGUGCUGCUGGUUUGAUAUCCAUUCAAAGACUUCCUGUUCCAAAUAAAAAUAAAGAACAUCUUCCUCUUGUUGAAUACUGGCAUGGUGAUAGUGAAAGUGAAGGUGAAAUGACUCUUUUUCCAACAACUAAAUCAAAAGAUUCUUCAAAACACAAGCAAGAGCUUACUGAUACAUUUAGCAUUGACGAAAUGAGUGAAGAAAGUGAGGAUUCUUUAAACUUAGGACUUGCACAACCAUCUCCAGAGCUCAAAUUUAUGAAAUCUUAUAAAUGUACUGAUGAUUGCUUUCGUUGUCAAUGCUAUAUAUUGUAA
Eufriesea mexicana is the source of this 552-nucleotide messenger RNA. RefSeq lists its product as uncharacterized. The transcript is spliced from 4 exons. The record is from RefSeq and is a predicted model, not a curated record. Lineage: Eukaryota; Metazoa; Arthropoda; Insecta; Hymenoptera; Apidae. Bases 1 to 552 code for a protein of 183 amino acids.